Mizuhopecten yessoensis (Yesso scallop) is the source of this 926-nucleotide messenger RNA. RefSeq lists its product as uncharacterized. Lineage: Eukaryota; Metazoa; Mollusca; Bivalvia; Pectinida; Pectinidae. The record is from RefSeq and is a predicted model, not a curated record. The transcript is spliced from 3 exons. Bases 79 to 780 code for a protein of 233 amino acids.
GUAAGAUAUUCUGGCCAUUUGAUGGUCAGAGGGCCUUGCACCGACAGAUAGCUUGACCACUGGACCGACAUUACAAGUAUGGAGCCUAUCAAACGGAAACUCGAUAGCGGAAGUGACAACACCAAGAAUGUCGCAAAAACCAAGAAGUCCAAAACAAAAGAAAGUCACUCCUCAGAGUUAGAAGCGAAAAAGAUCAAGACGCCAGAAGAAAUAUCAAUCGGACGAUUCGUGAAUGGCCGAACAGACAUAUACCCAGUGUGGCAGUCCCUUCUGCAGCGGUGGUUCUCCGAGUCUUCCACGGAGGUGUACAUCGUCACUCCUUUUAUGGACUUAGAACGACUGUAUGAGAUAUGCUUCUUCAUGCUAGAAAACCAAUCGGCGGCAAAUCUGAGGGCGAUUUACGUCAGAGAAAUUUCAAACGUCCGCGUCCCAAAAAAGAAUCCCCCGAAGUUCAUCCCAUACUGGAAAUUCGGUCCCGGUUACAAACCUGAUGACCCGGAAGCUUAUGGCGCCCUUAUAAGGGCUUUCCUAGACGCAUUCUCGCCGAAAUAUCGCAGCUACGUGAAAGAGCACGUGAUUAGUAAAUUGACCAACCCUAAGUCGACGUUUCACGGGAAGUUCGCAGCAGGUGUCAAGGCCAACAGUGCUCAGGUUUUGAUCACUAGCGCCAAUUUUCAGGGUCACCAUUUCGAUCACAAUAAUUACGAGACAGUUUGUUAUUCCACCAUGACGAAAUUAGAUUUUGAAGACAGAUUUCUCAACAAUAUACAAAUUGAAUAGCAACUUCUCUUUUGAUCAUAUGGCAGCUAGUUUUAUACAUACAUGUAGUGCGGUGUACUGAGGGCUGGUUAAAUAGAACUUGGGCCUUACGCUGGUUGUUGAUAUCAUUUGUGUUUGUGUCGUAAUAAUAAACCUAUGUAAAAUAC